Messenger RNA from Trematosphaeria pertusa, 1664 nucleotides. RefSeq lists its product as uncharacterized. The record is from RefSeq and is a predicted model, not a curated record. Gene Ontology annotation, molecular function: G protein-coupled receptor activity. Lineage: Eukaryota; Fungi; Ascomycota; Dothideomycetes; Pleosporales; Trematosphaeriaceae. Gene Ontology annotation, biological process: adenylate cyclase-activating G protein-coupled receptor signaling pathway. The transcript has 3 exons. Bases 161 to 1405 code for a protein of 414 amino acids. Gene Ontology annotation, cellular component: plasma membrane.
AGCUGGCGAUAUCGACCGUCUCCCUUUGGCUUGAAGUCCUCUGCUCCACGUUUAUCAUCCCGAUAUGGUGCCGGAUCGCAUUUCGAGAGUCUUCCCUUCUGGUGCGUGAUUUCGCGCCGCCGUGAUUCCGCCCGCGACUGUUUUCAACGACAAUUCUGCGAUGAUUCCGCUGGAGCCUCUGGAUGUUGAUUCGAGGACGCUGCCGGUGCUCCCCCCGCAUAUCCACCCGUGGCUGCGCUCCGUCGUCGUUCUCGGCUUCCUCUCAUUCGUCGCUUCCGUCACGCUGCUCGUCCUACUCGCCUAUCGCCUCAUCAGCUGGCAGAUCAAGUCCAAACGCACAAAUCAAUUCGUCAUCCUCAUCUUCAACCUCCUCUGGGCCGACGUUCAGCAGUCCCUCUCGUUCCUGCUCAACGUUGAAUGGCUCCGUUUGGAUUCGAUCGUCGUCGAGAACCCGAUAUGCUUCGCGCAGGGCUGGCUUGUGUCUACCGGUGAUCUGGGGAGCGGCGUGUGGUGUUUUAUGAUCGGGUUACAUACUUUCGCCUCCGUAAUAUUCGACUUCCGAUUGAAGAAACGAUGCUUCUUCCAGACCAUAAUCGCGUUAUGGGUCUUCAUAUACGGCGUGUCCGCAAUUGGGAUCAUGAUGUAUUCGACCGACUUAUAUGUGCGCUCCGGCGUCUGGUGCUGGAUUCAUCAUGACCUCCAAGAUUUACGCCUCUGGACACACUACGUCUGGAUCUUCAUAUUCGAGUUCGGCAACGUUUUCAUCUAUGCCCUAAUCUACACGAUCCUCAUUCAGCGUAUCCGGUCCGGGUACUACACCGCAGCGGAGGCCAGGCGCGUGAAGGCCGUUUCGAACCUCAUGGUCGUCUACCCCGUUGUUUACGUCAUCUGCACGCUGCCUCUAGCCUCGGCGCGAAUGGCGGCAAUGGGUGGUAAACCGCCCUCGCUGUCCCGGCUGUGUCUCGCAGGAGCUAUGAUCACGUCAAACGGCUGGCUCGAUGUCCUCUUAUACACGCUUACGCGCCGCAUCAUGGUCUUCAGCGACGAACCACCUCCAGACGACAACGGCAUCGACACCUUUGCAGCUUUCUGGUCUGAGUCGCCAAAACGGUUCGGAAAUGGUUGCAAGAUUGAGGCGGUGCUCUCGGAACAGCACAGGAGACGUGGAAAGGGUAUGGUAGCGCUAUCUACCAAGAGCGAUAGCGCCGACGACCUAUGCGGUGUUGGAAGUCGGGACAUCAGACUCGUCACCACGACGCACGUCGUAUCGGAGCCAGCCCAGCCGGCGGAUUACGAAGAAAUGGAGGAAAUAGCAAGGAAGAUGCGGCCGAGGACACCGAUUGGACGAUGGAGCGAGGACAGCGCUGGAAUGAAAGACUUGGAAUUGGCGCACAUACCGGACUGACCGAUCCACUUCCCGCGCGUUUGACCACGUUCCGAGAGUGAUGACGGCCUUCAAGAUGGUUGCUUUUUCUGGGAUACCGAUUCGUGUAAUUGUACGAUGGAAUGGUCUUGCAUUGGGCGGCGAAUGGGUAACAUGGGCAUUUCUGGAGGCAUGGGAACGGUUGCUCUUUCGCAUUUGCAUGGAACAGGGACGAAAUUCGGUCCGGGUAACAAAAUCUUUCGUAGUAAGGUAUGGUCGGCGGACGAGCAUACGUCUGCAA